Molecule: messenger RNA, 237 nt
Organism: Diaporthe amygdali
Lineage: Eukaryota; Fungi; Ascomycota; Sordariomycetes; Diaporthales; Diaporthaceae
Product: nedd8-like protein
Exons: 3
Coding region: 1-237 (78 amino acids)
Biological process (GO): modification-dependent protein catabolic process; regulation of proteolysis; protein neddylation
Cellular component (GO): nucleus; cytoplasm
Molecular function (GO): protein tag activity; ubiquitin protein ligase binding
Source: RefSeq, a predicted model, not a curated record
AUGCAGAUCAAGGUACGAACACUGACCGGCAAAGAGAUCGAGCUCGACAUCGAGAGAGACUACAAGGUCUCUACGAUCAAGGAGAAGGUCGAGGAGAAAGAGGGCAUCCCGCCUGUCCAGCAACGACUGAUUUUCGGAGGAAAGCAAAUGGCCGACGACAAGACCGCGGACGACUACAGCCUCACCGGAGGCGCAACACUCCAUCUGGUCCUCGCUCUCAGAGGUGGAAAGCAAUAA